UAAAAUGAACACAGAAAAGUUGAUAGAAUUAGUACGAGAACACAAAAUUCUAUACGAUUUAUCAGAUCCGUAUUAUGUAAAUUCAAAAAAGAAAAAUUUAAUAUGGUACACCAUUGGCAGAGAAUUAAAUACUGAUCCGUCUGCAUGUAAAUCACGAUGGAAUAAUAUACGGGAUCAAUAUCGUAAAUCUUUAAAGAGAAUAGCAAUAAAAAAUGACAAGAAGUCUAAAAAACAUUACAGAUAUCACGAGAAAAUGGAAUUUCUUCGACCACAUUUUAAUGAAAGAGAAAAUACCUUUAAUGACAGACAAGGUGAUACAGCGGACACAGUGGACAGUAAUUCUCAAAACUCGGAACAAUCUUUAAUGUCUCUACUGGAAAUUAGACCUAAUAUUGAACAAGCAUCAAAUUCAGUCCAUCUUCCAGAAGAACAAGAUCCAAAUGUGAUAUAUAACGCGUCUGCGGUCAUUACGCCCCGUCUAUCUACAGAGCGAGCUUCAGAAUUCCGUUCAACACCAUCCCCAGGAUCUUUUCACUCACCUUUGGAAAAUAUUCAGUUAACAAACACUACUGCUGUAAACUUGAUAGAGUAUCUAUUAAAAAAGAAACAAGAAGAUAUAAUGCCUCAUAUUACAGAAGAACAUCCCAUGGAUAAAUUUAUGCAGUGUAUAGCUCCUACUUUAAAAAGUCUGACACCGUAUUAUCAAAACUUAGCUAAGACAGAAAUAUUCAACUUUGUGCAAAAAUAUGAAAUGACAAUGUUUACACAAAAUAAGGAACAAUUACAAAUGGAUGUGGAAAAAAAUAUUCAUGAUAGUUGCGUAACUAAUACUAGUUCCGUGAUAAAAAAAGAGAAGUAAAUGGAUUACAUACAGGGUAUAAGAAGGUACCAUUAAAUAAGGCGUUUUAUAAUUAUUGUUUUUUAAUUGUCUACACUUGACAACAACAAAAGAUAUAGGAAGAGACAAUAGAAUACAAAUGAAUUAUUUCAAUUAAUA
Messenger RNA from Achroia grisella, 997 nucleotides. RefSeq lists its product as uncharacterized. The record is from RefSeq and is a predicted model, not a curated record. Gene Ontology annotation, cellular component: transcription regulator complex; nucleus. Bases 5 to 859 code for a protein of 284 amino acids. Gene Ontology annotation, biological process: regulation of transcription by RNA polymerase II. NCBI's taxonomy places the organism in Eukaryota, Metazoa, Arthropoda, Insecta, Lepidoptera, Pyralidae. The transcript is spliced from 2 exons. Gene Ontology annotation, molecular function: DNA binding.